Molecule: messenger RNA, 152 nt
Organism: Dentiscutata erythropus
Lineage: Eukaryota; Fungi; Glomeromycota; Glomeromycetes; Diversisporales; Gigasporaceae
Source: the annotation of a GenBank genome assembly
GUCCUUCUGUUGUGCAAUCAUUAGAUGGAACUCUCACCCUACAACCAAAAGGGACUAUUGGUGUUGUGGUGGUUCCUGAUGAAGGAAGUUUUACUUUAAAGUGUGAAGAAAGAUCAAGAAUCUCGAUUCAUCAUAUUAUUCUCACAAAAAAA